This is a messenger RNA of Trypanosoma rangeli, 2313 nucleotides long. Its product is annotated as putative gamma-tubulin complex subunit. The coding region runs from base 1 to 2313 and encodes 770 amino acids. Gene Ontology annotation, cellular component: spindle pole; centrosome; gamma-tubulin small complex. The record is from RefSeq and is a predicted model, not a curated record. Gene Ontology annotation, biological process: meiotic cell cycle; cytoplasmic microtubule organization; microtubule nucleation. Gene Ontology annotation, molecular function: microtubule minus-end binding; gamma-tubulin binding. The transcript has a single exon. NCBI's taxonomy places the organism in Eukaryota, Euglenozoa, Kinetoplastea, Trypanosomatida, Trypanosomatidae.
AUGCCCACACAUUUGUGGGCGAAUUUUGUGACUUCUUUGGAGUCCCGCUCCGUUUCCUUCCAGCAGGUGCAGCAUGCAACUGACCGGCGAGCUGUUAUUGUUGAGGCAGGCUUCACUGACCCCAUCAGUAUUGCCAUCUUGGAAACGGAGUGGCUGAAGCGUUGCACAGACAGUGCCUCUUCUUCUGUUGCUGCUGCUACUGCUGCAAACAAAGCUGUGGGUGUGGCGGCUCCUGUAGCGGCGGCCUCCACCUUGUCAUAUCCUCACUUUGAGGAUUAUACCAAGCUGGAGGAUGUGCCGGAGGAGAUCCAGGACCGCGUUGUGACGGCGGAUGUACUUGCCGCGGUUGUUGGUCACGGUGGAUCCCUCCUUCAGGCCUCGCGAGAUGGUUUUGUAGUAUCACGCUACGUGCCCGUGUCGAUGCGUAGCUUGUGCAAGACGAUCAUCCCUGUCGCGGAUGCCUUUGUUGCACUCCACAGGAUGGAGCGGGCUGAGUACAUGGGGAAAAGUCUUGUGGCGAUGGCUCUUGGAGAGGUAGUGUCGGAAGUCUGUACCAGCUUUGCCCAUGAGAUGGCCAAUCUGCAGCGUUGGACACAAGGUAGGGCGAUGCCACUUAUGGGCGUCGUCUCGGAAGUGAUGCGAGCGGGGCAUCACAUUGUGCGACUGCGUCAGUUGCUUCCCACUGACACUAUCAUAGACGAGGAGGGGACGCUGUCAAUGGCGGGGUGGCGACUUUUAAAUCACCUCCACGAACAGUCAGAGAAGUGUUCGGGUAGCAGAGAAGAUGAUGAGCUGCUUAUCUUGCUGCUUCGUCGAGCAUUGAUGCCGUACCUGCGCGUCCUGCAUCGAUGGAUGCAUGAGGGGUUGUUAGAAGAUCCGUAUGGGGAAUUUUUUAUCUCCGAGGCCCAACCACUGCCCGGCACGACAUCAACGUCGACGACGUUAACUGUAAGUAGCCCCAAUGGCACGAGGAACAUGGUGAGUCGCAUUUUCCCAAAUUAUACUGCCACAGAUGAUUGUGGUGGCGCAGUAUCUGAGGAGGCAAUUGCGUUUGAGCGGCGCUUCUCCAUUAAUAGAAACAUGAUCCCGAACUUCCUUUUGAAACCCUCUAAGAUUGCAAAAAUGGUCUUUUACGCGGGCAAGUAUUGUUGCCUUCUACGUGAGUACAACGGGACUCUUCCUGCGUUUGGGGAUGUGGCGGAGCAUAUGCUCGUUUGGUCGGGGAAUGACAAGCUACAUCGCAAAAUUGAGGAGUCGUAUGAAAUUUCCAGCGGUGAGGUGCUUCGUCUCUUUCUGGGGUCUCAGGUGGAUCUGCUAGGUCACCUGACCUCCCUGAAGAGCUACUUUCUGCACCAGCGUGGGGAUUGGUUGGUUGACUUCCUUGACAGCGCUGAGGAACUUUUGGUUAAGUCACCGGUACAAGUCAAGGUGCACUCGCUGCGGGUCUUGCUUCAAGCAGCGAUUGCAAGAUGUUGUGGGACGGACCCGUAUCACAGUAUCAUUGGCUGCAGCUUUUCGGAUAGCACCAUUGAGCAGUACGUCAACGGCUCUUUUGAACACAACACAGACGAGGUGGUCCCUCGCGGGUCGUGUGGUAGACGAAGUGCCAUGCGCAUAGAAACGCAUCGUUGCAUUGAACUGCUUCAACUAGAGGCCUAUCUCAAAUGGCCCCUCACGAUGGUCUUGGACGCUGCCGUUUUGAGGCGCUUAAAUGUAGUAUUUCGUCUCUUUACGUGUCUAAAAAUUUGUGAACGUAAUCUUACCACGGCGUGGACUGACGUAGACGUCCCCCAUCAGUCCUUCCAGGCGUAUAGCAUCAAACAUCAACUUAUUCAGUUUAUCCGGCAGUUUCAGUUUUAUGCCGCACAUUUUGUUGUGGAGCCGCUGUGGGGUCGCAUGAUGGGUCGCAUCGGCCAGGCGGACAGCGUUUUUGCUGUCAACAAUGCCUUGCAAGACUUCUUUGAGGGAGUUGAACUUGGCCUGGUGCUCGCCAGCUCUCACCGCUUUCGAAGCUUGUCGCGAAUUUUGGAGAUUGCAUCCAGUUUUACUGAGAUGGGUCGACGAGAGGUAUCAUCACAGCUUAGUGCGGAGCAGGUGAGGGAGACGUUGAAGGGUGCAGAGGAGCGGUUUUUGAAGGCCCUCUCUGAGCUCGCCUCGCCGGUGGGCACGGACUACCCACAGCUCAUUCCACUUUUGACAUGGAUCGACUUUAGCGGCUUUUACGACCGCAACGGCGUGUACCGCGUGCUUUACUCGGCGGGGAUAUCGGCGGAAACAAUGAGCACCGUAAGUACAGACCGACAUCGGCGGUAG